This is a messenger RNA of Menidia menidia (Atlantic silverside), 1179 nucleotides long. NCBI's taxonomy places the organism in Eukaryota, Metazoa, Chordata, Actinopteri, Atheriniformes, Atherinopsidae. The record is from the annotation of a GenBank genome assembly.
GUGUAAUUGUUUGGAUUUGGUCAGGUUUAGUCGUCUUUUCCCACGCGUCUCCCCUGUCAGCGCAGUUUUACAGCUUUACUUUGAAAACGACAACCGGAAGUACUUUUCCCUCUUCCUGGUUGAACUUACGAACCCUGCAGCUGCUGUACAGUACCAAAUCAGGAACUAAACCGUCUCAAUUUCAAUUUGAUAUAUUUUCGAAGUGUCUUUCCUGUAUGUAAAUGCCCAGUAGACGUGGUUACUUUUUAUUCUCCUGUACAGCUUUUAUGUAGCCUGUCUCCAACUGCUGGUUACUGUUAGCAAAGGGAACUCCGGCUAACUUCGUAAUGGCUCCUCUCCGGGUUCUGUGCGUUCACGGGUACCGACAGAGCGGAAGCUCGUUCCGUGAGAAGACGGGAGCUCUGCGGAAGCUGCUGAAGAAACAAGUGGAGCUGGUUUACAUGAGUGCACCGCUCACCGUGAACACAGAUAUUCCAGAAAAAGGGAACGACUCCGUCCCUGUUCCUGGAGGGGAUGAGGAGGGCCGGGGCUGGUGGUUCUCUGACAUCCAGGCUCAGAGUUUCAGCGCUCAGCAGCAGUGUGAGGAGAGCCUGGGCCUGGAGCAGAGCGUGGCGGCUGUGAGGGAAGCCGUGAGGCUCCAGGGCCCCUUUGACGGCGUGCUGGGCUUUAGCCAGGGCGCAGCUUUCGUAGCUAUGCUGUGCUCUCUUCAGGAGCAAAAACUGGAACCGGAGUUCGGCUUCCGCUUCGCCAUUCUCGUGGCCGGUUUCCGCAGCGCGUGCAAGGAGCACCAGAGGUUUUACCACGCUCCCCUCCAGAUCCCCUCCCUGCAUGUGUUCGGACUGGAAGACAGAGUCAUCCCUGACAGCAUGAGCCGGGAGCUGCUCCCCUCCUUCCAGGACACUCAAGUCCUCAUACAUCCUGGAGGCCAUUUUGUCCCCGCAGCGUCCGCUCACAGACAAACGUAUCAAGACUUUCUGAAGCGGUUCCAAUGACAAGAAAAAGUUCCCAGAUAGCCAUCAGCUGCCACUCUGGACACAGACUUGGAUACAGAGGUGGUGGAAGCAUCGCAUUAUGAUGCAUGUCAUUGUUCUCAGGGAAAACAUCAUCAACCAAACAAUAAAGAUAAGAUGACUUGUUCGUCUUUGUACUGUUUUUUUACUAUAAUUUGUUGAACGUUAA